AUGUCUGGACGUGGCAAAGGAGGCAAAUCUAAGUCUGGCGGUAAAGCUAAGUCUCGUUCGUCGAGGGCUGGGCUUCAGUUUCCCGUUGGCCGUAUUCAUCGGAUGCUCCGCAAAGGAAACUAUGCUGAGCGCGUGGGUGCAGGUGCUCCUGUCUACCUUGCGGCUGUUUUGGAAUACUUAGCUGCUGAAGUCCUUGAGUUGGCAGGCAAUGCUGCUCGGGAUAACAAGAAGACUAGAAUAAAUCCACGACAUCUCCAACUGGCAGUCAGGAACGAUGAAGAGCUGAACAAACUUUUACAAGGAGUGACCAUCUCGCAAGGUGGUGUUUUGCCAAACAUCCAGGCUGUUUUGCUGCCCAAGAAAACUGCAGAAAAGCCGUGA
Molecule: messenger RNA, 381 nt
Organism: Enterobius vermicularis (human pinworm)
Lineage: Eukaryota; Metazoa; Nematoda; Chromadorea; Rhabditida; Oxyuridae
Source: the annotation of a GenBank genome assembly